UUUAAUUCUACCUUCAUUUUUCUCUGUUUUUCGUCAUUUCUGCUUGUCGUAGAGACAUGGCAGGACACACAGCAUCGAUAAACGGCCACAAACCCCCGUUGUUGCCAUGCCCAAGAAAGGGAACAGAAAACGGCUGAAAUUUCGAGCCGAAGAUGUUUGCUCGGAGUCAGUGACUGUGGCUGACUAUGCCAACGCCGAUCCAGCCGUUGUGAAGUCUGGGAGAGUGAAAAAGGCUGUUGCCAAUGCUAUAGAAAAAGAAGUGAAAUUGCUUUGCGGACUCGAGGCCUCUCAGGGCCCAGUUCAGGAAGUGCUCUCAUCAUUGAGUGGAGGGGGACGCGAGAGCAGCGACGACUUUGAUUCCGAGGAAGGGGACGGCGAAGCCAAAGGUACCCGCAAAAAGAAGAACAAGAGACGUAAAGAAAACAGUGAAGUUACUGAUGGAAGGGAGUAUCCCAUUGACAUUUGGCUGGUUUUAGCUGCUUACAUUCGACCAGAAGAUGUCUGCAAAUUUGCUCUGAUCUGCAAGAAUGCCUGGGCAGUUACUUGCACUGCAGCAUUCUGGACACGGCUCUAUAAAAGACACUACAGUCUUGAUGUAGAACUUCCUGCACGACUCCAGCCUGAAGCAAUUGAGAAGAUGCAGUGUCUUCGUGCCCGAGUGAUUCGCUCUCUGUUCCUCUUGUAUGAACCAUUUAGCUUGCGGGUGUCUAAAUGUCCCGCCCUGCCUGAGUCCACACCCACUACAUUACUUAAUUCCAAGUGUUUGCUGUUUUGGGUCAACAAGAUCACUGGAAGUAGGCCUGAUCCUUUGUGGGAAUUCAACUUCAAGUUUGUUAAGCAACCAGACAAGGGCAAGAACGGAUGUGACCGAGGUCUUCAGUUGCCCAAACAGUACAAAGAUGUCCACACUAACCCCGACUCAGACUGCUAUCUGUUACGGGUCACCACUCUCAACUUCAUCUUCACCUCUGUUGUAAUGGGCAUGACACUGACCCUGUUCACAAUCAAUGUGAGUACAGAUAUGAGACACCACCGUGUACGUCUGGAGUUCCAGGAUUCCCCAGUGAUACGAGGGAAGAAGCUAAGACGCGAUCAGGGUAUUCAGGUGGUGUUGGAUCCUGUCCACAGUGUGCUUCUCAUGGACUGGUGGCACCCACAGUAUCCCACAUCUUUACGCACUUAGCCAUAUGUAUUCCCCUGCUUAAACCUAAAAUCUUUUGGGCCUGUUUCCACCAAUAAACUGACCCGAAUAAUAACCACAAUCACAUGACACUGUAUCCUCUGUAUAAGUUUAUGUACAACACAGUUCUGCAGAAUGAGGAUCAUUGUUUUACACAUCAAGUAUGCCAGUGCCACAGCGCACGUGAACUGAGGAAUUUUCCACUGGACGGGAGUUCGUGAAAUGUGUAAAACCGCACACGUUAAUAUUUUUCUCACAUGGACAUUUGCAUUAGAUAAAAUGCAGAUUGCAGUACCAUUCCAAUCCCUGGGUGCCUUUAAAUGAUUAAAUGCUCUUGUUUUAAUAUGGUAAAGCAACACAUGCCAGGCAGCACCUCAGAAUUCUUAUUCUGAUGAAUUAGAAUUAACUUUGGCAAAGUGGAUGCAGGCAUGAUAUGUGUAUUUUCAGUAUAGCUAUGUUGCUGGAAACAGGCCUUAAAAGAUAUUGCGCCAAGUUAGAUAGAGCUUAGCAGGAAUGCAGAGUUUCUCUUGCUUUUCAUGUCUGGGUGACAUGAAAUGUGAUUUUAUUUGUACAGUUCAUCAUAAAGUUAUCUGCUUACACAUGCUUAAUCUUGCAAAAUUCCAGUGUCUGUCUUUCCUGUGGUAUCUAGAGAAAUUGUACAAUGCGCUAACUGUCGUUUAUACAAGCUGCAUUUUACAGGUUUUCAUACACGGAGCUUUAGCGUCACAUGUCAAUGUUAUGUCAAACAAACUGUCAAUCAGUUAUGAAAUAAUGAUAGGAUGCAUUAUAAAUGAAAGAUUUUUUUUUAAUUUUGACACAUAAUUGAUGGAUCGAGCCCAAAGUACUGAACUAAAGAGAGAUCACACACGUGGCAGCAAAUUGUGUCCAGUAACAACUGGAAAUGUUUCAUUAACACAAGCAUUUCAAAUUGAUGAUCUUUUGAAUACUUAGAGGGAGAGGAGGGUUCGCUCUGCAUUUUCACUAUUGAUGUCCAAGGCAGGCGACAUUUGCCCAGUCCCUCUUGUAUUCUGUGUCUGAUCCAUAUGUGAUUAAACAAAGCUUUAUUAGAGGCUAGACUUAUUAUGGUAGGUUUCAGUGCUUCAGGUUCAUGUUGGUGUGAUAUGAGCAACUCUGAUUUUCUGUGCUAGCUGCAAGGAUGUAUUAAUUCCAUUUAAUGGACUCAGUUUAGUAGGGACGUGUUAAGUGUAACUGUUAAUGUCAUGCAUGUUUGAUCAGUUAAAUGAUCUAGGAUGAAUAUUUAAAUGGUGUUCAAGCUUGCGGGUUUUAAUGGUUUGUAUAAAGAGUUUGAGAGAG
Chanos chanos (milkfish) is the source of this 2494-nucleotide messenger RNA. It is a transcript of the gene tmem183a, whose product is annotated as transmembrane protein 183A. The record is from RefSeq and is a predicted model, not a curated record. The transcript is spliced from 8 exons. Gene Ontology annotation, biological process: regulation of protein stability. Gene Ontology annotation, molecular function: protein binding. NCBI's taxonomy places the organism in Eukaryota, Metazoa, Chordata, Actinopteri, Gonorynchiformes, Chanidae. The coding region runs from base 107 to 1183 and encodes 358 amino acids. Gene Ontology annotation, cellular component: SCF ubiquitin ligase complex.